AUGGUAUAUGGUAAUGAACGUGGUGGUGAUAUAGUUAACCAGACUGAGACAACAGAGAGCUUGUCUCAUCUGACCCUGGACCCUAACACAGCACAUCCUAAUCUCAUCUUAUCUGAGGACCUGACCAGUGUGAGACAUGGUGACAUUAGACAGCAGCUCCCUGACAACCCUGAGAGAUUUGAUUACUGUGUCUGUGUGCUGGGAUCUGAGGGAUUCACAACAGGGAGGCACUACUGGGAAGUGGGUGUGGGGAACAAGACAAACUGGGAUGUGGGUGUCACAACAGAAUCCAGCAACAGAAAGGGCAUCACAGUGUGCCCUGAGAAUGGAUACUGGGUUCUGUUCCUGAGGAAUGAGAAUGAGUACAUGGCAUGGGACUCAACAUCCAAGCGUCUAACCCUCACCGUGAAACCCCACAGGAUCGGCGUGUACCUGGACUAUGAGGGGGGACAGGUGUCAUUAUAUAAUGCUGAUAACAUGUCCCACAUUUACACCUUCACUGACACCUUCUCUGAGAGGGUGUACCCUCACUUUUCCCCUCAUCUUAGUAAUGAGGGUAAAAAUACAGAGCCGCUAAAGCUGUUUCACCUGAAAUUAUAAGUACUUGUCCACAUUCAGAGUUACCAGCAUGGCAACGGCUACAAUAUUUUACUGCCUUUACAAUACAUGUUCAGACACUGUAUACAAAAAAAUAAUUUAUUAUUGUAGAUCUGUUUAAAUAAUAGUAUUUACAUUCUAGAAGUUAAGAUAAGAUUGGUGCCCUAUUGUAAAUUUGCAACUUGAUACUGCAAAUCCCAAAACUCAGAAACUUUAAAUGCUAUUAAGCACAAGUAAUACUGAACUGCAAAAGUUCAUGUAACACAUUUAAUGCAUUUUUACAGGAGGUGAUCCUCCCUACAUCCAUGAUGUUGGCCAGCUGUGUCACCACAAUCCCUUAUUUAUAUAUACUAACUUUGAAAUUAAUUUUGCACUUAGUGUAUCUUUUUCCAUAACUGCUCUUAACUCUCUGCAGUUACAGGUAUUACACUUAACAUCCUCAGCCUUACAAUAAGAACCUGAUAGAGUACAGCUGGGGAUAAUUAGACAGUUACGUAAAGUAGGGUUAUGUAACCAUUCCUACUAAAUAAAUGUUAAUAUUGUCACAUCACAAGAGAUUAAACAAUGUUACCUAAUGUUACCUAACUCAGAAAAUAAUUACAUUAUAACUUAAAGUAAAGAUUUGUAAAUAAAAUAAUGAGAGUCUUGAUAUAAAUGUAGUUUCUCACGAGUCAUGUAUUACAGCUAUAGUAUAACACACACAGGAAGGAAACAAAAACGUCCCAUUAACUGUAUUUACAGACACAUGUUGCUUGUCAGUUUCUUUAACAUUGCGGGAAAAUGCAUUUCUGGCAUUCUGUAACUCCAUCAGCUAAAUGGAGCUUUGGACAGGAAAGAAAUGUUCUGAAGUUCUACACCACAAUGAAAUGCUGACUGCAAAAUGUAUUCAGAAAUUAAAAUGUAUUUGGGUGCACUAAGAUACAUUUUAUAAUUUCUUUUACAGAAAAAAAUGUUUAGAAUUAUCUAUACUAUCAGUAUAACUUGAUAUUUUUAUUAUUAGAUUUGAAGUUGUGUGGUGAUGCAUAUUUAUGUAAACUGAAUGCUUUUAAUCUUCAUUGAGAUUGCUUAACACUUUUUACAAGCAGAGUUAGAAAAUUCCUUUUGAGAGUUCAUAUUUACCAAUUUUUCAAAGAUCUGGAAAUGAAAUGAGUAAGAGGGAAUGACAUUUAAAAAAAAAUGUAGAUUUUGUCAGGCUGUGAAAGGAGGUUACCAGAACACACUAACUUAGGCAGUACUAUUACUAUAUCCCCUUGCACAUUGUGCUGUUCUCCAAACUGCAUCCCCUUGAAUUUGAAGUUGAGUAGCUGCUUGCUAGAAAUGUAACAAGCAGCUUGCUACAAUUAAAUCACCACUCAGAGAUCACUUCAGCUGUGGCUAGUAAUGUGGUUUCAGCCUUCAUUCAUCAACCUGCGGUAUCCUCUCAGCUUCAUAAAGCAAUGCUAUUCUGCACUUCCAUACCAUCAGCACCUACCAAUCACACCUCCUAACAGCUUGCACCUGGGACUGCUGCCCCCCACACCCACCCUUUACCUCUGCCCUAGUUAUGUCUAUGUAAUUGGUAGGUUGGCUUCUUGAUGCUGAAUGAUCUGUGCAGAUGAUGUGUUGUAGGAGAACUUUUGCCAGUACUACUACUCAGAAUUGUUGAAGUGCAUGACAUAAUAUUUGUUGUUAAUACACUAAAUAAAGACAUCUUAGUUUCCUGUACACCAAGACACUCUGUACCUCGGAUGUGUUAUUUGCUCAUAUUUUUUCAUUAUGUCACUAUUUAGUAGCAUUCAAACUUUCCACCUCCACUUUUUGUCAGACAGACUCAAGGUAUAUGAAUUUGUUUUCAGAAGGAUGAGUUAGCGACCUGAUGCAGUGAUAUGUAAAAUUGCCCUAGCAGCCAAGGUGGUCACUUGCCUUACCACUCAGAUUAGUGUGGCAUUAUUUAUACUUUUCAUCAUUAAAAAAAUCAGUUUCAGAUGCACUGCACAAUAGAAUGAAGGGGUCAGACUAUAGUCUGACUAAUGCUGACAUUAGACAGUAUACAUAGUUACCUUCUACACUUUUUAAAGAAUAUUUCCACAUGCUUUGAACAGCAGAGGGUUGUUGGGGCAUCUGUGUCAGAGUAGUAGUAUUAGGGUGUAUUCCUCAUGUCUCAUUUCUGUCUAUGUGAAGACUGCAUUUCUUUCAUGGCUGCAUGAAUUUUCUCUGGCUACACUUCUCUCUUAUCUCUCUUCAAAAAAAAAAAAAAAAAGAAUGCAGAAUGAAUAACAAGCUACUAUACUAUACAAUUUUUCUAUAAUAUACACUGUAUUUAUUCUUGGCCUUAAAGAGGGCAAGUGGAAAUGCAAGUCUCCACCAUCAUAGCUGAUGAAUAAAAGGUAUCUGAAAGGUUUCAUUCCCUUACCAUGUUAACAACAAACAAUUAAACUUUGCUUGCCCUUAGCGUAACUCUAGAGUACCUUGGGACAUGAGCUGUACACAGGGAAGUCAAUGCGUUCAGACUCACCAUGAUGCCCCUUAUCCUGGUAUAGGCUUGAAGUAAGAGGUGAACCACACAUAUGGGAUGCACACUUCCCUGGCUAUAGUUAUUGGGAAUUGUAUAGUACAUUGGACCUCAUAUAAAUGUGGAUACAGAAUAGCAAAUGAUGUGGCUAUGCAAGUAUAUAUAAAGUGGUGUGCUGCUCAGUAACCAGAUCAGUGUUUAUUUAUUAUUUUAUCAUUCAUGUGGUCUAACAUAAUUUUAGAUAGAUAAUUUUGUUUAUAAGUGGGUUGUGGGAGCACCUACUUUUUAAGAUUGAGAAUGUGAGCUUUAAGGUGGUUUGCUAUACUCCUUUACAAAUAGAAUUAGCUGUAAAAAGUAGCAGACAAGUGCGGCAUCAGUUAUCAAAUCCAAUGCACAGUGACUGUUACCAUGUAAGCAUCACACAUCCAUUGUCUGUACAUGUCAAAUGUCACAGAAAUAUCAAAUUAUCCUGCUGGCAAAACAUGUUGACAAAUACGGAGAAAAAUUAAUAGUAGUCUUCACUAUUGCCCACAUGUUAGAUAAAGUCUUGCUUCACACUUUAAUCAGUGACAAUUUUUAGCAUCUCAGUCAUGGCCUUACUUAAGUGGUGUGUUCUUCAUAAAGUGAUGGUUUGAUAAUGGCUUCAACAAAAAUAUAUUACCAUGAUUAUGUUUAAAAAUGAACUUCAGAUUUAUAUAGGAGCUUUCAUGCAUACUGCUUCAUUUAAUGACUUUUACACUAAACAAAUGUCUGCUAUGCACAUUAUAUACCAUGACAUAUCCCACCUCCAAAUGUACUUGUUCUAUUAUUUUAAGAAUAAGCACUGGUCAGCAUAUUAUAUCUUUGUUCCUUUUCCUAUGGUCUUUCAAUGUUAUCUUCACUCAGGUUAUGUAUAACUACAGGUAUGUCCUUCCUAGUGUACCGACCAGGAUAACACAGACUGGUUAUUGUGCUCAUACCUGUGUUUGUUAUUUGCCUUGUUUUGGGUUUGUUGGUUUAUAGUUCUGUUAGAACUCAGAAACAUACACCUGUGACGGGUUGAUUUGAAUUUCUCCCAUCGUAAUAAGGGCUCUGUUUUGAGUUGGACAGUUAUGGGACUCCUGGUGAUAUUGACUGUCUGAGAAUGUGAAAUAAAACAGAAACUGCAGAGUCUGUGUUGUCACUGCAUGGUAGGGCAUCAGCAUUUUCUCAUUGCACUUUUGAGUAUUUCAUGAACCGAGCACUGUGCAUUGUAAUUCUCCUUCUCAUGUCUGCUAUGUCAUACCUAUAUAAAGGUGAUCUUUUGUAGUGUUUCAAACUGAGAAACAUGGGACUUUUCAGAGUAUCUUACCACUGUACAAUUUACCUACUCUUUUGGACUGUUGCUUCAUUUUGUUUUGCACAGUUCUGAAAAUGCAGAAAUGCAGGGUCAUCCAUGCAGCAGAAUUCUACAUUGUGAAUUUCAGAAAACUCUCAUUGCUUUGCUGGAAAAACAUCAUUUUCACUGCUGUUUCAGGCAUAAUCAGAACAUGUGCUGCCAAUAUUGCUUACUCCACCAACCACCACCAUCAACAACAUGCCAGGCAGUGAAUGUUCUUGUUGUAGGAUAGUGCCAGGCAGUGAAUGUUCUUGCUGUAGGAUAAUGCCUCUGUCUGCUGAUUUCUGUAUUAUAACAUUCUGUUAUCUUCAACUUGUAUGUUCUCUGUUCUCUGCAUUUUCAGUGCUCGGUCUACUGAUCAUGUAAUUAUCCACUUAGUUUCUUCAAUUCAUUAAAGUGAUUUCUUAGA
Messenger RNA from Protopterus annectens (West African lungfish), 4854 nucleotides. Its product is annotated as zinc-binding protein A33-like. Gene Ontology annotation, molecular function: protein binding. NCBI's taxonomy places the organism in Eukaryota, Metazoa, Chordata, Ceratodontiformes, Protopteridae. The record is from RefSeq and is a predicted model, not a curated record.